AUGACACCACUCGAAGAUGAAGAUGGUGAAAAUGAUGACGCCCCUGUAUUUGAACGGGAAGAUGUUUCUGAGGAACCAGAGCGAGUGUUCGAGCUAUUUGGCGACGUGGUGUCUGAGCGGCUCCUCGGGGUGCUAGUAGUCAAGCUUGGUGUAGAGGAAGUUGGUGCAGUGAACGACAGGCCCGUCGUAGGCGCGGUUGGUAUACUUGAACUCAGAUCUACUGUCGAAGCACCGGGGCUAGUGAAAGUCAGCCCUGUUGUCGGCGCGGUUGGCGUACUUGAAGUCGAAUCUACUGAAGAAACGCCGGGGGUAGUGAAAGUCAGCCCUGUUGUAGGCGCUGUUGCUGUGCUUGAACUCAGAUCUGUUAUAGGAGUACCUGGGGUAGUGAAAGUCAGGCCCGUCGUUGGCGCGGUUGGUGUACUUGAAGUCGAAUUUACUGUCGAAGCACUAGCGGUAGUGGACGCCAAUCCUGUCGUAGGCGCUGUUGAUGUGCUUGACCUCAGAUCUAUCGUAGAACCACUCCCGGAGGUGAAACUAAGACCCGUCGUAGGGGCUGUUGGUGCAGUGAAACUCGUGUCUCCCGUAGACCCCGUUGGCGUGCUAAAAGUCAGACCUGUCGUUGGCGCUGUCGGUGUGGUGAGAGUCAGACCCGUCGUCGGUGUGGUUGACCUGCUGGAACUCAGAUCUACGGUAGAAGAACUAGAUAGACUGAAAGUCAACCCAGUGGUAGGGGCAGUUGGCGUCCUUGAAGUCAGGAGGGUUGAGCUCUCAGCCGGGGUACUGAAUGUCAGACCGGUCGUGGGAGCCGUCGGCGGAGUGAAAGUUGAACUUCCUGUAGACAUCGAUGGAGCAGUAAAAGUUAGACCAGUCGUGGGUGCUGUUGGAGUGCCUGAGGUUAUCUCUGUCGUAUAA
Molecule: messenger RNA, 912 nt
Organism: Clonostachys solani
Lineage: Eukaryota; Fungi; Ascomycota; Sordariomycetes; Hypocreales; Bionectriaceae
Source: the annotation of a GenBank genome assembly